UAGGUGCGUGCGGCAACAGCUGAUCGGCUGGCCAGGAAUUGGACUAAAUCGAGCACGGUGUUUUAUUUUGGACCUGGAUACUAUUUCACAAUGAUCGGGGGGGUUGCCUAAUAGCCAAGAUCGCAUUCAACAACAAUCCAGUUAUUAGCACGCGAUUCACCUUCUCAUCCUAUCGUCACUUCUCUGUUGAUUCCCCGCCAGCUUACCGGGGCUCCCAGUGAGGCCACAAGAAGAGGAUCUUCAUCUGCAAUGGCCAAGAGGGAAUGGGAAUCAUUCGCCCACUUGGCGGCUGCCUGCGCCGCAGUGGCGGCCACUCCCAGCCAAAGCCAGACGAAGGCCACGAUGACGGACCCCCGGUUCCGGAUCCGACCCCUCCAGCAAGUGGCAUCCGCCUGCACCGGCGCCAUGGUGACCGCCUGCUUCAUGACCCCCCUGGAUGUUAUCAAGACCCGGCUGCAGGCCCAGCAGCAGGCGCUGCUUUCGAAAAAGUGCUUCCUCUACUGCAACGGCCUCAUGGACCACAUCUGCCCCUGCGGCCCGGACACGCCCAACCCAGCAGUCGCCAAGCCGGCUCCCCGCUUUUCUGGCACCAUUGACGCAUUCAUCAAGAUCAGCCGCACCGAGGGCAUUGGCUCCCUAUGGUCGGGGCUCAGCCCAACGCUAAUCUCGGCCCUGCCCUCGACUAUCAUCUACUUUGUGGCCUACGAGCAGUUCAAGGCCCGCUUCACCGACAUCCAUUACAAGUACAUGCAACGCACGGACGCCAGCGGCCGUGACAUUCCACUCCCGAUUCCAAUUUUGGUGCCCCUGCUGGCUGGCGUUUCGGCCCGCAUCCUGGCCGUCACCUGUGUCAGUCCCGUCGAGCUGAUCCGCACAAAGAUGCAGUCGCAGCGCAUGACGCACGCCGAGAUGUUCGGCACCAUUCGCCAGGUGGUGCAGUCGCAGGGCGUCCUGGGUCUGUGGCGUGGUCUACCGCCCACUAUUCUGCGCGAUGUCCCUUUCUCUGGCAUCUAUUGGACCUGCUACGAGUACCUAAAGAGCUCCUUCGGCGUCGUGGAGCCAACGUUCAGCUUCAGCUUUGCAGCGGGAGCGAUAUCCGGAUCGGUUGCUGCCACGAUUACCACGCCCUUCGACGUGGUGAAAACGCACGAGCAGAUCGAGUUCGGCGAGAAGUUCAUAUUCUCAGAUAAUCCCCCCAAGCAAGUGGCCACCAAGUCGGUGGCGGUGCGCCUGGCCAGCAUUUACCGCCUGGGCGGAGUGCCCGCCAUUUUCUCUGGAUUGGGCCCGCGACUUUUCAAGGUGGCGCCCGCGUGUGCGAUCAUGAUUUCGUCCUUUGAGUACGGCAAGUCCUUCUUCUACCACUACAACAUUGACCAGCACAAUCGCAGCAUCAAGGCAUCCGGAUCGUGAGAUCACUCCAAGUUCGACUACAGUGAAUCUAUGUAAAUAUGUACAUCAACGCCAAAGUUGCCAGGAAAUCGGUGGGCAGGCAUCGUCUGCUGGGUUUGGCGAGCCCCAUCGAACUUGUUAAAUUGUAGUGAAAUAAAAUUCUUGUUUUUUCUGGUUUAAAAACAACAAAAAGCUGGCCCUUCCCACCCGAAAUUCCCGCGCGUUUCAAGCUAGUCCUUAUGUUUAAAUUGAGGAGUUUAUACUUUAUUUCAAAAUUUGGGGCGAUGACCUAUUGGCUAUGUACAUGUAAAAAAAUGACAGCGCACAUAAUGAAAAUUAUUUGUAAAAAGAGAUGGGUUGCCGUUGUCCAUGCUAAACAAAAGCUAUAUUUAUCUGUUAAAAAAUACAAAAAUGCAUUACCCAUUAAAACUGAA
Drosophila rhopaloa is the source of this 1823-nucleotide messenger RNA. Its product is annotated as solute carrier family 25 member 40. NCBI's taxonomy places the organism in Eukaryota, Metazoa, Arthropoda, Insecta, Diptera, Drosophilidae. The record is from RefSeq and is a predicted model, not a curated record. The coding region runs from base 250 to 1410 and encodes 386 amino acids. Gene Ontology annotation, biological process: mitochondrial transmembrane transport. The transcript is spliced from 5 exons.